Molecule: messenger RNA, 963 nt
Organism: Physella acuta
Lineage: Eukaryota; Metazoa; Mollusca; Gastropoda; Physidae
Product: cGMP-dependent protein kinase 1
Source: RefSeq, a predicted model, not a curated record
CACUAAUAAACUCGGUCUCCGCCACAGUGCACAGUUUCAAACACUCGCUUCGCAAGCGUAGACCAGCGUAGAUGGGUUAGGGCGACAGACGAGAAGGGUAAACGAGAGUUGCCGUUCUUUAAUAAAAAAAAAAAAAGGGGGCCCAAGUAGGAAACGUCGCCUGCUGUUUAAAUGUUGUUGUUUCGUUUUGACUAGGAUAGUCCACUUUCCUCGCUCAACGCGAUUUAAUGGAUUACAUUGAUACCUGGAUUAAUGUGUGGAUCUAUUAUUGAAUUUUAGUGUGUGCGGUGAAAAUACAUGUGAGAUGGACAGAUGUUUUCAUGUGGAUUUCUACAAGUACAAUGGAUAUAACAAAAUAGUUUGUGUAUGUUAAAUGAUAAGUUAGAUAUUUUAUGGAUUAACGCAAGAUUUUAUCAAAUACAGGUCGGGAUGUUUAUUAUUUUUCCCAACGGAAAGCUUGGCUGACGUUUUCAUUACGGGUUUGAACUCAAACAAUUAAUUAAUAGACACGCCGAGGCAGCCAUGGGCAGUCUGCAGGAGAUGGAGCGUCUGCUCCGCGCCAAGGAGGACAAGAUCAAAGACCUGCAGCAGCUUCUGGAGGAGCGAGACGAGAAGAUCAUGCAGCUCCGCAGCAAGCUGGACAAGUUCCAGUCCAUCCUCCCACAGACACAGAACAACUUCAUCGGCGGACCCAGGAAACAGAGGGCACAGGGAAUCUCGGCCGAGCCGCAGGCCAUGAGGAAUUUUGAUAUCAGCAACUGUGUGUUGAGGAGGUACUCCAAGUCUACCAGUGCUAAUGUCAGUGAUAAUGUCAGUACUAAUGUCAGUACUAAUGUCAGUGAUAAUGUCAGUGCUAAUGCCAGGUCUAAUGUCAGUACUAAUGUCAGUACUAAUGUCAGUACUAAUGUCAGUGAUAAUGUCAGUGCUAAUGUCAGUGCUGAUGUCAGCCCGUCAUCAGGCUAG